CACACAGCUCGUUAUUAGCUCGAGCACGCGUGUGCCGCUGCCCGCGGAGGAGCUGCGGGAGUUGAGCGGUCCCGGACGCACAGGAGAACGGCCUCGGGACGACCGCGGCGCGCAGCGUAAGCCCCGAGGGCAGCCCCACACACGCUACACAAAACGAUGGCCGAUGAACUGGUCCGAAGGAGCUACAGCCGCCGCGACAAGGAUGCGUAUGAGUCUGAGUCCGACGGCGAGCUCGAGACCGAGGCCCUGUUCGAGGAGGUCGCCGCCUUGGAGGAGAAGGUCCAGUCGUUGGACGGCACGAGAGACAAGCAGGAGCUCCUAAGGACGGUCGCGGAGUUGAGAGACGUCCGCAAGAGGUAUAACAGAGCCCUAGGACAGAGGAAGUCGCGAGGAAGACCGGCGACGGCCCAGUCCAUUGCGCGGAAACGCGCCAUGCGCGAUUCGAACCGAAGACCGCAAUCCGCGCGGCCUCGCUCCCGAAGUCCCAAGCGCGAUUCGAGGAUGAGGCGGUCCUGGUCCGGCACCACGACGCAGCCCAAGCCCUUCUACAACCUCGAGAAUGAUGUGCAGUUGCGACUGAAGAAGAAGGAGCGCGAAGAACGUAAAAAAAGGGAAAAGGAGGACGAGCUCCGGAGACGAGACGAGCGCGCCCGGGAGAUCUUGUUAUCGACAGCUCAAGGCUUGAAACCGCGAGGCUUCGAGGGCGUCGACCGCCACCAGCAGGAGCAGAAUAAGAGGCGGGACGAGGCCUACGCGCGGCGCCAGGCGGAGCUCGAGUCGCUCAACGAGUGCGCGCAGUUCAAGGCCAAGCCCCUGCCGAAGUCAACGCAUAGUUUCCGCAAGCAGGAGGCCGAGGCGGACUUGGAUCGGAUUGCUCGUAUUCAGCGGGACGCCGAAAGGACGGCGGCCAAGGCUACGGAUACUACUACGAAACCAGCAUUGAACGAGACCGCUCCUGCUCGGCUGGAGACCAAAGUUGCUUGGAAAGCAGAGGAGAAGAAGAAGGUUUCGGAGACUCCGGAGGAGAUCACCGCUCGUCUAGACAGAGAACACGCGCGCUGGCGCAAGACGCUGGAAAGAUGCAAGAAGGUCGGCAGGAGCGGCACGAUUCCCGUCGAUCCCCUCGCUAAACGUAGAGAAGCCCACGAGGAGCGAAGGCGGAAACAUGCAGAAGAGAAGGCUCGACGCGAACGAGCCGCGGCCGAAGACAUGGAGGCCCAAGAAAAUUUAUUGAGAGAGAAGCGGGUCCGGAGAUUAGCUCGGGCUACGGCGAAUCGGUUGGAGACGACGAGGCAGACCUACUCUUCUUACUUGAAAGCGCAAGCUAUCCGGGAAAAGCAGCAAGCCCAGAGGGAUCGGGAGAAGAAGGAACGCGACGAACAAUUUGCAAGAGACGAGAAGCUGCGACUAGCGGCGAAGCGACUGGCCAAGGACCUGAAAAUCACGCAAGGGCGGGAGGCCAUGGACCCGGCCGAGGCGGCCCGUUCAGCAAGGCGCGACUUCCGGCGGCAGCUGCGGAAGAACAAAGCUAGAUUAGAUAAGGCUCGGGAGAAGGCGCCUUCGUUAGUCGCGCGGCUGUCUCUCGAAAGCGCAAGGGACAAGGCCCGGGCCCAGGCAUUACGGAAGGUCGCGAAGGCCGUCUACGGCACGGACAAGGCGGACUGGUCUAGGGUGCCCGACGCGGAGGCGAUCUUCGACGCCGAGGAUAGGGCGUUUUUGGAGAUCGGCGCCGAGGCGGACGACGACUUCGAGUUCGAGUAGUUCUAGGGGGGAGUG
Molecule: messenger RNA, 1776 nt
Organism: Pelagomonas calceolata
Lineage: Eukaryota; Pelagophyceae; Pelagomonadales; Pelagomonadaceae
Source: the annotation of a GenBank genome assembly